Molecule: messenger RNA, 903 nt
Organism: Nanorana parkeri
Lineage: Eukaryota; Metazoa; Chordata; Amphibia; Anura; Dicroglossidae
Product: probable G-protein coupled receptor 141
Exons: 1
Coding region: 13-903 (296 amino acids)
Biological process (GO): G protein-coupled receptor signaling pathway
Cellular component (GO): membrane
Molecular function (GO): G protein-coupled receptor activity; oxysterol binding
Source: RefSeq, a predicted model, not a curated record
CUACACCACGAUAUGGAGGAAGAACAUAACCAAACAUCUUGCUUUAUCCAGACGAACACAGCAAACAACUUGCUGAUUACAAUAUACUUUGUCACCUGUAUUGGAGGAACAUCUGGAAUAGCCUUCAUGAUCUUUAUGAUAGCAGGUGCAAACAGACUGUCUGUAACAAGUACAUCAGUAAUCAACCUGCUGGUAGCUCAUGCUAUCUUUAUUUUAAGUGUGCCAUUCCGCAUUAUAUACUACUUUCAAAACAAAUGGCUAUAUGGACCUAUGUUUUGUAGAGUAGUGAGUGCCAUGAUCCACAUUCAUAUAUAUAUUACUUUUGUAUUUUAUGUGAUCAUGUUGACUAUGAGACAUGUUGCUUUCUUUAAGCAAAAAGAUAGCAUUGUAUUCUACAGGACUCUUCAUCCUCUUCUAAUUAGUGGUGUUGUAUGGCUUGUAAUAUGUGUUAUCAUUUUACCACUGGUGUUCACACAGUAUGGCAGCAAUGCCCCUGUUAACGGAUCAGAGUGUUUUCAAUUUCAAACUGAACUUAAAAAUUCGGCAGUGAUGGUCAUGAACUACAUCCUUAUCACAGUCAUAAUAUUAGUGGGGUGUCUUCUCCUCGCUGUACAGAUCUUCAUAAUUGUAAAAGUUCUGAGGAAAAUUCAGAGUCCUAUUUUGGCACAUCAGGAAAUCUGGGUCCAGAUAAAAAGUCUCUUCCUUAUUUUGGUGAUGAUAACAUGUUUCUUCCCUUUCCAUUUCUUCAGAAUUUAUUAUAUGCAGCAUGCAGAGCAAUGCUUCUAUUACAAUGAGAUUUGUUUGAGCAUAACUGCACUCAGUUGCUUAGAUUUUCUCUUUUUUGCUAUACCACGAUACUACAAAAAGAGCAUUUGUUGUUUCCCAUGUAUUACAGGCAGGUAG